Molecule: messenger RNA, 582 nt
Organism: Acytostelium subglobosum LB1
Lineage: Eukaryota; Evosea; Eumycetozoa; Acytosteliales; Acytosteliaceae
Exons: 2
Coding region: 1-582 (193 amino acids)
Source: RefSeq, a predicted model, not a curated record
AUGUUUGAUCAGUUGAUUGAAUGCCUGGAUAAGCAUCCCAGCAUCCAGACCUUUGGAUUCAGGAUAUACGACACGUCACAUCAACAUCUAAACAGAGUGCUAGACUAUCUUUAUGGACCUGAUUGUCGUGUGGCCAACCUUGAGACAUGUCUGAUGCCUCAGACUGAGUCGUCAUCGAUCAGACGAGACAGCAUCAAGUCUCUGGCCAUCUCCAUACCCUGGAACUCGAUUGAUCAUUUCGAGAGCGAUUCAUUCUCAACAUCAGUGAAGAGAUUUGAUACGAUGGAUAGAGUACUCGAUCAUAUUACAAUAGUGAUUGAAGAUGGUAGUCGAUGGGAUCGCGACAAGUGUAGAUCAUACUCUUUGGAUAUGGAUCAGGACAGAAAUGGCGAGCAAUAUCCAGUUGAAGAGGAUAUCGACCUCUUGAUCCAUGCAUUGGAGAACAAUGACAAGCUAACAAAGUUCACAUUCCCAUACUCUUGGCGCACUAACAUGAUGGAUCGAUCAUUACUUAAUAGAUUGAUAAAAUGUAUUAAUGAUCAUCCAACCAUUCAGAACACCUUUCCACAUUUGGUAGUCUGA